Mixia osmundae IAM 14324 is the source of this 1101-nucleotide messenger RNA. RefSeq lists its product as uncharacterized. The coding region runs from base 1 to 1101 and encodes 366 amino acids. The transcript is spliced from 8 exons. The record is from RefSeq and is a predicted model, not a curated record. Lineage: Eukaryota; Fungi; Basidiomycota; Mixiomycetes; Mixiales; Mixiaceae.
AUGCACUGGCUCCCACUCGCUUGUCUCCUCGGUCUGCUGUCUCGGACACUUGCACGACCGGACCAGUCGAUCGCCAAGCGGGAUGACCCUGCACUACACACAUGGGCUCUCACCAUCUGGCUUGGAGGAACAUGCGACGUUCAGACCUCGCCAUCAACGCUUCUCGAGACAUUUGUAUCUCAGCCUGAUGCAUUCAGACUGAUCGUUGAACUCUCCAAGAGCAGUAGUAGGGCAUCCGACUGGACCGUCAAGCUCCUCAAAGUGGAAGUCGACUACACGGCAGUCGCAGAGAUGUCUGAUGUCACUCCUGAUGGCAUCAUCGUCGACAUUUCAGUGAGCGUCCCGUACAGACCAAUCGAUGGUCACAAGCUGUGGACCUGGUUCUUUUGCUGCACCUGCAAGCUCAACCUGAAGAUGCUCUUCAAUCCCGCCACGAACGAAGCGCGGGAGAUCUGGUCAGAUCUGCAUCUCUACUGCAAACCCGAUGUCAGAGCCGCAUCUGUCCUGGAAUGUGAUCUCAAAGAGCUCAACAACCCACCUACCGUGACGCCCUGCAACCUCUUUCACAAGCUCGACAUUUCCACCCCCAACUCGCCUCAGCAGGGUGUCAAGUACGAGCUGGAAUUCUAUGCAGAGGGGGAAUGCGGAGGGGCGCACGGCGUCAUCGGCACUCCGGAGCAAGCUCACAAACCGGCGACAGUAGACGUCGAGCUUCUGCCGCCUCCAGAUCUUACUCAGAAGUGGGGCACUGAAUUCUCGGUUCUGUGGCUCGAACAGGGAACUUUCAACAUCUAUGCUCGCGCAUGGAGAGGUGUCAAGUUCAGAGCCGUCUUGUGGCUUCGUUAUAUCGAUUAUGACAAUGCUGCCUGGCCUCUCUGCUGCCAAGGUCGUCUCAUCGUCGAAUUCUUCAUCAACGCCUAUACGGGCGUAAUCUUCAUCGGGCACCAGGCAAUGGCACUCUUCUGCAACCCUCAUCCCCUAGCACCCACAAGGGAGCAGGGUUGCUCACCUUCUGCCCUUGCCUCGAUGGGACAACACAAGUCCGAUUACGCUUGCCCGGCUGAAGUGCGGAUCCGGCCGCGACAACAGAAUGCAAGCUGA